Messenger RNA from Mycena citricolor, 1220 nucleotides. NCBI's taxonomy places the organism in Eukaryota, Fungi, Basidiomycota, Agaricomycetes, Agaricales, Mycenaceae. The record is from the annotation of a GenBank genome assembly.
AUGUUCCGCACGCUGUCUCUGGCCCUCCUCGCACUUGGCGCCGCAUCGCGCGUGUCCGCCGCCGUGAAGACCUGCAACGUGCUCGACUACGGCGCCAAGGCCGACAACUCGACCGACCUCGGGCCCGCGCUGCUCGCGGCGUGGAACAAGUGCGUGAUCCCGUCGUCGACGCACGUGGCGACCGACACGCAGCUCGUCGUCCCGGCGGGCAACUUCCUGCUCCGCUCGAACGCGGUGUUCGACCACGCCGCGUACUGGAACCUGCGCAUCCUCGGCAACAUAUACCUGCCGUACGACCCGAGCUUGGGCGGGACGAUGAUCGAGUUUGACCACUGCACGAACAUCGUGCUGAGCGGCAACGGCGCGAUCUACGGGAACGGAUACCGGUACAGACCUGGCGGAAAUCUCUCGUUGCACCCCGGCCGUCCGCGCCUCAUCCGCUUCCAAAGCUGCGACAACUGCGUGAUUACGGGAGUCACGCUCUACGACGCGCCGAAAUUCCACGUCACGAUCAUCGGGAACAACAACGUCGCGCACAACAUGGCCAUCCACGCUACGAACAUCGGCGAAACGGACGGAUUCGAUAUGAGCGGGAACAACAACUACGUGCACGAUGUCGUCGUCGAGAACGGCGACGAGUGCGUCACGGUCAAGACCCCCACGAACGGCUUCGUCGCGGAGAACCUGGUCUGCAUCAACGGCGCGGGGAGCAACAUCGGCUCGUUCGGCGCAGGCAACAAGGCCGUCGCGGUGCAGAAUGUGGUGUACCGCAACGUGAGCGUCAGCAACUCGGACGCGGGGAUCAUGAUCAAGUACUUCCCGGACAACUCGGGCUACGUGCGCAACAUCACCUACAACGACUUCCGAUUCAAAGCGGCUGCGUACCCGCUGUACAUCAGCGCGUUCUGGCAAGGAAACGGCAAGGACACCGGGAACCUGCAGAUCUCGGACGUGACGUACAACAACAUCGUCGGCACGGGGACGCCCACGCGCCCGCGCGUCCUGCUCGACUGCAACGCGGCGUCGCCCUGCAAGAACAUCAAGUUCAACGGGAUCUCGGUCACGAACACCGUCGCGGACAAGAUCACCCACGCGUGUGGGUCUGGAAUCACCGGCAUUCCCAAGUGCUAGACGCUGCACCUCGGUUGCAUGUUAGAUAUGUUAAAUAAUAUACAAGACUUGUACUUACGCUCCCUCAAUAUUAUAUUCAUUCUUUUAAA